AUCCAGCCUGACGCACAACACACGCCUCUGCACUGAUAGCAGCACUAGCCUUAUCCGGAUACAACGUCCGUUUGUGACUGUACCAGCAACUGAACAUGCCCGCAGAUACCAUGGAGAAACCCACCGCCUCCCCGAUCGCAGGGGCGCCCGCUAGCUCAGCGCAGACCCCGGAUAAACCCAAGAGUGCCAGCGAGCACAGAAAGUCGUCCAAACCCAUCAUGGAAAAGCGCAGGAGAGCGCGAAUCAACGAGAGCCUGGGGCAGCUCAAGACCCUCAUCCUGGAUGCGCUGAAAAAAGAUAGCUCCAGACACUCCAAACUGGAAAAGGCCGAUAUCCUGGAAAUGACAGUCAAGCACCUCCGGAAUCUGCAGCGAGUGCAAAUGACAGCCGCUCUAACAUCCGACCCCUCAGUGCUGGGAAAGUACAGAGCCGGAUUUAACGAGUGCACGAACGAAGUCACACGAUUCCUCUCCACCUGCGAGGGCGUCAACACCGAAGUGAGGACCAGGCUUCUCGGCCACCUCUCCAGCUGCCUGGGACAGAUCGUAGCCAUGAAUUACCAGCAACCCCCCUCCAGCCAGCAACCACUGCACGUGCAACUGCCAUCCAGCACCCCUGCCCCCAUGCCCAUUUCUUGCAAGGUGAACCCAGCAGAGGCCAUCUCCCCAAAGGUAUUCCAGGGAGGCUUCCAGCUAGUGCCAGCUACCGACGGCCAGUUUGCUUUCCUCAUUCCCAACCCAGCUUAUACCUCCAGCCCCGGACCUGUUAUCCCUCUGUAUGCCAACGCCAACGUGACAUCCCCCGGCGGUCGCCAGAGUCAGUCGCCAGUGCAGGGACUCACCACCUUCGGCCACAAGAUGCCUCACAUGGCGCAAGCCGUUAGCCCUCUAGGGGGCAGCACCGGAGCGGACAGCGCUGAGUCAGUGUGGAGACCAUGGUGAUAACGCUAAGCAGCAGCCAUCAGACUAUAUAUACACAUAUAUAUAUUGGUUCCGUUCUAUGGGACCCUGCCUUAAAAGACAAUCCGCACAAAAAUCUAUUUAUUUCCAAAUCUGGGGGAUUUCACUUUUUUUAUUGUUUACAUAAAAAACACAACUUUGUAUAGAGAUGACCCAUUUUUGUAACAAAGCUCUUUUACUGAGACUGUUUUUGUUUUAUUUUGUACAAUUGCGUACAGAAAUAAUGUGUAAUGCCAAAGUUAUUGUGUUGGUUUUUGUGUCAAAAACUUUCCGAACAUGCAGGAGUUUUAUUGAAUAAACUCUUUUUUUUUUCAUUCGAA
Molecule: messenger RNA, 1279 nt
Organism: Xenopus laevis (African clawed frog)
Lineage: Eukaryota; Metazoa; Chordata; Amphibia; Anura; Pipidae
Gene: hes4.S
Product: hes family bHLH transcription factor 4 S homeolog
Biological process (GO): negative regulation of transcription by RNA polymerase II; regulation of DNA-templated transcription
Cellular component (GO): nucleus
Molecular function (GO): DNA binding; protein dimerization activity
Source: RefSeq, marked provisional